Camellia sinensis is the source of this 1986-nucleotide messenger RNA. RefSeq names its product Pentatricopeptide repeat (PPR) superfamily protein. NCBI's taxonomy places the organism in Eukaryota, Viridiplantae, Streptophyta, Magnoliopsida, Ericales, Theaceae. Gene Ontology annotation, molecular function: protein binding. The record is from RefSeq and is a predicted model, not a curated record.
AUGUUGAAGCUUUUCUUGCCAAGGAAAGCUCUGAUAUUCACCAAGAAAACUCCAAUCAUCACAAGAUCAAUCUCUUCAACACCUCCAUUCCCAUCUUCACCAUCACCUUCUCUCUCAUCUAACCUCACCAACACUUUCCUCAACUGCAAGACCCCAACCCAAGCCUUAGAACUCUUCAAACGCGUUUCGAGCAGACUAGACGCACACAACAACACUUUGCACUACCCAGCAAUCAUUCACGUCCUAACCAGGGCCAAAUUGUAUGUCCACGCCAGGUGUUUGAUGAAAUGCCUCAUCCGAAACCGCCUCCAGACCCGCAAGCGUCAUCGUGCCUGUUCAUCUGUGUUCCACUUGCUUAGCCGCUUGGAAACCCCCAAAUUCUCUCCCAUGGUGUUUGGUGUGUUAAUCAUUGCAUUAUCUGAAAUGGGUUUUGUCGAAGAGGCCUAUUGGGUGUACGGAAAGAUCGCGGAUUUGCCUGCAAUGCAGGCUUGCAAUGCACUCCUUGAUGGGUUUGUCAAGAUGGGUAGGUUUGAUUUGAUGUGGAAAGUUUACGAAAACAUGGUGUCACGUGGUGCUUCGCCUAAUGUUGUGACUUAUGGUGUAUUGAUUGAUGGAUGUUGUGAUCAAGGAGAUAUACCAAAGGCACACAUGUUGUUUGAUGAAAUGGGUGAGAAAGGGAUUGAACCAACGGUUGUGAUCUACACAACUCUAAUACGUGGUCUGUGCAGCGAGAGUAAAAUGUCUGAAGCAGAAAACAUGUUUAGGACGAUGAGGGAAUCGGGUGUACUCCCUAAUCUGUAUACUUACAAUACUCUGAUGGACGGGUACUGCAAAAUGGCCAAUGCACAAAAAGCCCUCAAUUUGUAUCAAGAAAUGUUGGGUCGUGGUGUGCUGCCUAAUGUUGUUACGUUUGGUAUCCUAAUUGAUGUGCUCUGCAAAGUGGGUGAAUUGGUGGCAGCCAGAAAUUAUUUUGUCUGUAUGAUUAAAUUUGGGGUUGUUCCUAAUUUAACAGUGUAUAAUUGUUUGAUUGAUGGCUAUUUUAAGGCAGGGAACCUAUCUGCAGCGAUGGAUAUGUAUUUGGAGAUAAAAAUGUUUGAAAUUUCUCCUGAUGCGUUUACGUACAGUAUUCUUAUGAAAGGUCAUUAUAAUGUCGGUAGAUUGGAAGAAGGGUUUGAUUUAUUAAGAAAAAUGAAUAAAGAGGGAGUCCUUGCAAACACCGUGACGUACAAUACACUAAUUGACGGGUAUUGUAAAGCAGGCAAUAUGAAGAAGGCUUUGGAGUUAUGUUCUGAAAUGACUGAGAAGGGUAUAGAUCCCAACGUUGUCACCUUCUCUAUCCUCAUAAAUGGUUACUGCAAGUUUAGGAACAUGGAGGCUGCCAUGGGAUUAUACACGGAAAUGGUAAUCAAAGGCCUUGAUCCUGAUGUUGUUACUUACACAGCUUUGAUCGAUGGACAUUUCAAAGAUGGUAAUGUAAACGCAGCUCUCCAGCUGCAUAAGGAGAUGCUAGAAGCUGGCCUCAAACCUAAUGUUUUCACAGUUAGUUGCUUGAUUGAUGGCCUAUGCAAGGAUGGAAGAACUAAUGAUGCAAUCGAGCUUUUCUUAGAGAAAACUAGAGCUGUUCAAAAUGGAGGUGAAAUGAGUCAGGUGAAUCAUGUUAUGUAUACAUCUUUGAUUCAAGCUCUGUGCAAGGAUGGGCAGAUUUUCAAAGCCAGUAGGUUUUUCUCAGACAUGCGAUAUUACAAUUUGAAACCAGAUGUGAUCACUUACGCAGUCAUUAUACAGGGUCAUUUUCGAGCGAAGCAUAUGAUUGAUAUGAUGAUGUUGCAUGCAGACAUGCUGAAGAUGGGUAUGAUGCAAAAUGCAAUCAUAUACCAGAUCUUGGCUAGAGGUUAUCGAGAGAUUGGAGAUCUCGAAUCAGCUCUCAGGUGUUCCCAGGAUUUAUCCAAAUCAAGUCUUUGGUGUCUGGAACUUCCCUUAAUAUGA